GUUUUUUCUCAUGAGUCCAUAUUUGUAGUUUCUUUUGUCUUCAGUCUGUAGUUUUUUUCUCUCUUUGGUCUGUUUUUGUAGUUUUUCUCUUCAGUCUGUUCCUUUAUCGUGAGCAGCAGCAGCAGCAGUGACAUCAUCACCGGUAGCUCCGCCCCCUCAGCGCUGGUCUGGGAUUCUGGGGGUUUUCCUCGACUCGCCACUUCCAGGAAGUGACUGAAAACAUGCGGACAGGGGAGGGAGGGGGGUCGAACGACACCGAGACACACUGAGGGAGAGAGAGAGAGGGCGAGCGAGAGAGAGAGAGAGAGAGGGCGGGAGAAAAAAAAGAAAAGAGAGAGAGAGAGAGAGAGAGAGAGAGAGAGAGAGGAGCUGUUGUGUUUGAGGCUCGAUCGUCCGUCAUGUGAAAGUGAAACCGCUUCAGAUUCAGUUUGUUUGUUUGUUGUUUUUCUUUUUUUUCUUCGUCGGGACUUUCAGCCGCGACAGACGAGAAGAUUUGAAGUGAUUCAGGAUGACUGAGGUGCCGUUCAUCAACACCUACGACAACGAGCUGCAGCUGAACGUGUACGACUAUAUCCCUUCGGUGGACAUAAAGAUUGAGCCCUACAUACCUGAGACAGCUCACGGUCCGUACAUCCAGAUCAUCGAAGAACCCAAACAGAGGGGGUUUCGUUUCCGUUAUGAGUGCGAGGGUCCGUCACACGGCGGGCUGCCGGGAGCCUCCAGCGAGAAGAACAGGAGAACCUACCCGACCGUGAAGAUCAACAACUACGUGGGUCACGCCCGGGUGGAGGUCCAGCUGGUGACCCACACCGACCCCCCUCGCGUCCACGCCCACAGUCUGGUGGGACGCCACUGCACCGAGAACGGCACGUGCACGCUCGACAUCGGGCCCAACGACCUCACCGCCUCGUUCAGUAAUCUGGGAAUCCUUCACGUGACCAAGAAAGGUGUCGUCGAGGUUCUGACCAGGAGGCUGAGAGAAGAGAGGAAGAGACAGAAAGGAGCUCACUAUCACCUGACAGAUUCUGAGGAAUCGUCCAUCCAGAAGGAGGCCAAGGAGCUCGGGAAGGUGAUGGACCUGAACAUCGUCAGGCUCAAGUUCACCGCCUACCUGCAGGACAGCAACGGAGCGUUCACCAGAGCGCUGAAGCCCGUCGUCUCCAACCCCAUCUACGACAGCAAGUCGCCGAAUGCCUCCAACCUGAAGAUCUCUCGGAUGGAUAAGACUUGUGGCUCCGUCCUCGGAGGAGACGAGAUCUUCCUGCUCUGCGACAAAGUCCAGAAAGACGACAUCGAGAUCCGUUUCUAUGAGGAGGAUGAAGAAGGAUGCUGGGAGGCGUUCGGAGACUUUUCGCCCACCGACGUUCACAAACAGUACGCCAUCGUGUUCAAGACGCCGGCCUAUCACAGCACAGAGAUCGAGCGUCCCGUCACCGUCUUCCUGCAGCUGAGGAGGAAGAAGGCCGGCGACAGCAGCGACCCCAAACAGUUCACCUACAUCCCCCAGGUCCAAGACAAAGAGGAGGUGCUGAGGAAGAAGCAGAAGCCGCUGCCUCACUACGAACCCUGGAGAGGAGGAGGAGGAGGAGGAGGAGGAAGAGGUGGAGGAGCUGCAGGAUUUGGAGGAGGAGCUGGAGGAGGAGGAGGAGGAUUCCCGUUCCACCAGCAGUUGAACGGAGCUGGAGGUGGAGGAACUGGAGGCUUUUAUACUGGCGGCUUCACCAACUUCGGUGGAGGGGGAGGGGCUCAGAUGUCAGGCUCCGCCCCUCAGGCAGGUGUGACCCAGCAGCGGUCUGAGGGCCAGACGGGCUCUCCGCUGCAGCAGCAGCUCUUCCAGAUCGCCGCCACCCUGAACAGCCGAGCCUCCCAGAGCGCCCGGCAGAUGGCCGCCGCCCUGCUGCAGUACUGCAGCACCGGGGACGCCCGGGUCCUCCUGGCCAUCCAGAGACACCUGUGCGGCAUCCAGGACAGCAACGGAGACACUCCGUUACAUCUGGCCAUCAUCCACCAGCAGAGCGCCGUCAUCCAGCAGCUCAUCCACACUCUGCUCAGCAGCCAGCAGCAGCUCAUCCUCAACACCACCAACCACCUGCAGCAGACUCCUCUCCACCUGGCGGUCAUCACCCGGCAGGUGAAGGUGGUGGAGGUGUUGCUGAGGGCGGGGGCCGACCCCAGCCUGCCGGACAAAGAUGGCCGCAGCCCCCUGCACCUGGCGGCGCUGGCCGGAGACCACGGCACGCUGCGCCUCCUACUGGCUCACCUGGGAGAACGCCACGCCCACCUGGUCAACACCCCCGACUACCACGGCCUCCACCCGCUGCACCUGUCCGUGAGGAGGGACGGCGAGCGCUGCCUCCGCCUGCUGGUGGAGGGCGGAGCCAAAAUCAACGCGCCUGAGCAGAAGAGCGGCAACACGGCGCUGCACCUGGCCGUCAGAGAAAACCUGUUCAAGGUGGCCUGCACCCUCAUCACCGAGCUGAAGGCCGACGUCAACGCCUGCACGUUCGGAGGAAACACGCCGCUGCACCUGGCGGCCAGCCUGGGCUCGCCGACGCUCUGCUCGAUGCUCAUCGCCGCAGGCGCCGAUAAAAACAUGGAGAACGACGAGCCGCUCUUCUUCAGCUCCUCCUCAGACGAAGAGCAGGACCAGGACGAAGCCGUCAGAGAGGACGCCGCCUCGCCGGCCGUCAACCCUCGCAAGAGACCCGCAGGAGGACACACAGCUCUGGACCUGGCCAAGUGUCAGAAGGUGAGGAACCUGCUGAACUCCAGACAGAGCGCCAAGUGGAGUCGUCACAGCAGCAAGAAGAUCAAACCGAGCAGCAGCGAAGCUCUGGAGGCGUCGGGGCUGGACGAGGACACUCUGUCCCGGCUGGUGGAGGUGCUGAGUGUCGGAGACGUUCCCUGGAAGAAGCUGGCGGAGAAGCUGGGCAUGAUGACGCUGACUCACCUGUACCAGGACAGUCCGACGCCCUGCCACCACCUGCUGCAGCACUACAAGCUCGGCGGAGGUCCGGUCGAAGGUCUGGUCGAAGCGCUUCAGUCUCUCGGUCUGACAGAAGGAGUCCGACUGCUGAGGAACACCGAGCUACGAGACGACAAACACAACACAGACGCCACGGUCGACAGCGGCUUCGGCAGUCAGCCAAUGGAAGAAGAGGAGGAGCCGCCGGUGGCCAAUCAGUGACGAGCAGGAAACGUCGUCUCGUUUAUCAGGACACAGAACUCUGCAGAACCUUAACGAGCCUGCAGAACCGGACCGAGCCGGACCUGGAACAUCCAGCGGGACUGAGGCUGGUUUCGUUCAGAGACACUGAAGCUGCAGAUUCACAGCAGGAACGCCAACAGUAUAGUUUUAAAAAACAAAAACACGCUUUUAAAAUCUGAGAAUUUGCGGCAAAAACAAAAUCAAGUAAAGUUUUAAAAACUUCCAGUCUGUGUUUUUACUAAAAAUACAAACGUGAGAUGAAUUAAUCCUCCAGGUCGUAUCGUAGAUAUCAAACUUUUCUUCCUUUUUGUUUGUUGGUUUUCUGCUUUCCAGCCUUUUUGAACUAAUUUAUAUUUUAUCGUGUCGUUCUGUUUUUAUCAAAGAGUUUAUUUCUGUGUGACGUCUGAGCGGCGUGAACGUGAUUCAAUCGAUGUUCUGUGGCUGAAAUUAGCCGUGAAUCUGUCGUGUGUUUGAGCUGCUCCGUCUCCUCUCUGGAAACCGGAAUGUCCAACUUUCUGUCGGGUCUGGAACGCAGCACGCAUCACCUGUCUCAGUGAAGGUGUCACGAGGUCAUGUGACUCACCUGUCGACAGGUUUUCAGCAGAAAAGAGAGACUGUGGAGCGCCGUGUGUGCCACGGAAAAGAAAAACAUAAAGAUGUUACGUGUUGUGAAUAACAAAAAUAAAGACGACUCGUUGAAAGUCAACCUGA
Molecule: messenger RNA, 3919 nt
Organism: Stegastes partitus (bicolor damselfish)
Lineage: Eukaryota; Metazoa; Chordata; Actinopteri; Pomacentridae
Gene: nfkb2
Product: nuclear factor of kappa light polypeptide gene enhancer in B-cells 2 (p49/p100)
Exons: 23
Coding region: 509-3187 (892 amino acids)
Biological process (GO): signal transduction; regulation of DNA-templated transcription
Cellular component (GO): cytoplasm
Molecular function (GO): RNA polymerase II cis-regulatory region sequence-specific DNA binding; protein binding; DNA-binding transcription factor activity, RNA polymerase II-specific
Source: RefSeq, a predicted model, not a curated record